This is a messenger RNA of Microthlaspi erraticum, 294 nucleotides long. NCBI's taxonomy places the organism in Eukaryota, Viridiplantae, Streptophyta, Magnoliopsida, Brassicales, Brassicaceae. The record is from the annotation of a GenBank genome assembly.
AUGCUCUUUUCUUCUACAGCUGGUGUAGGUGGUCUUCAAAAGCCUCCAGGCUCUGACUCCGUUAACUCUCCAAGUCUCCGAGAUCUCUCUCUCUUCCUCAUUUUCUCUCUCGCCACGAUUCUGUUCAGCUCUUCGAAUGGCUCAAGCUUAGAUCACCGGAGAUUACUAUAUGCAAUAGCAGCUGCAGCAUUGGAGCAUCGGCGAUCCAAGUCCGAAGCUCACUUAAGCUUCGGAAACGCGUCUCUGAGCUAUCGGAAACAGUUGCAGUUUCACUGUGAAAAUAUGGAAUGUUGA